CCAGGCCCGGCCUUGGAGGCCCCCCGUCGCCAUGGAGACGGAGAAGGAGUUCCGCCGGCUCGACGAGGCCGACAGCUGGGCCGCCAUCUACCAGGACAUAAGACAUAAAGCCGGUGACUUUCCUUGCAAAGUGGCCAAACUUCCCAAAAAUAAAAAUCGCAACAGGUACAGAGAUGUCAGCCCUUUUGACCACAGUCGAAUUAAGCUGCAGCAAGAUGAUAAUGAUUAUAUCAAUGCUAGUUUGAUAAAAAUGGAAGAGGCACACAGGAGCUACAUCCUUACACAGGGUCCUCUGCCAAAUACUUGUGGUCACUUUUGGGAGAUGGUUUGGGAACAGAAAAGCCAUGGUGUUGUCAUGCUCAACAGAGUGAUGGAAAAGGGAUCAAUAAAAUGUGCACAGUACUGGCCACAAAAAGAAGAGAAGGAAAUGCUCUUUGAAGACACAAACUUGAAGCUCAUCUUGAUAUCAGAAGAUAUAAAAUCCUACUAUACAGUACGGCAGUUACAGUUGGAAAACCUGACAACACAUGAAACCAGAGACAUUCUGCACUUUCACUAUACAACGUGGCCUGACUUCGGAGUCCCCGAAUCUCCAGCUUCAUUCCUCAACUUCCUGUUCAAAGUGAGAGAGUCGGGGUCGCUGAGCCCCGAACACGGACCCGUUGUAGUGCACUGCAGCGCAGGAAUCGGGAGAUCGGGAACGUUCUGUUUGGUUGAUACUUGCCUUGUCCUGAUGGACAAAAGGAAAGACCCUUCUUCUGUCGACAUCAAGCAGGUUCUCUUAGAAAUGAGAAAAUACAGAAUGGGGCUCAUACAGACUGCCGACCAACUUCGUUUUUCUUACUUGGCAGUUAUAGAGGGAGCAAAAUUUAUUAUGGGAGACUCGUCUGUGCAGGAGCAAUGGAAAGAGCUUUCUAAUGAAGACUUAGACCCACCACCAGAGCAUACUCCCCCACCACCGAGACCGCCCAAACGAAGCUCGGAAUUGAAUAACGGGAGGCUGCCUGAACCCAUAUUUCCAAAGCAUCGGGUGAUUGAGGAGGAGGUCAAGUACACAGUCACCGUCGUUCAGGGGAAGAUGCCUGACGGAGAAAUUCUAAUCAGAAUCUAUUUACUCUUGUCUCUCAGCAUUAGUCAAGACACUGAGCUUAGGAAGAGAACUGUUGAUACUUCACCGCACAGUGAAGAGCUGGUAAAGCCUGAAGAAGAGGAGGAGGAGGAGGAGAACAUAGUGGCCACUUGGAAACCAUUUAUGGUCAACAUCUGCAUGUUCACUGUCCUCACGGCAGGAGCAUACCUCUGUUACAGGGCAUGUUUUCAUUGAUGGACAUACCAGCACCAGUACCAGAAAUGCCAGUACCGUCACUGGCGCUUAACCUGUUUCUGUAAAAAGAAAGCUAAAGGGGGCACCCAAGCCUUGUCCCAGUGGGAAGUGUAUCUGAAGUUUGAGAAGCUGGAACUUUGGUUAGGGCUUAAAGCGAAAAAUUGAUGCACUAGGGUUUAAUUUUUUACCCUGUGGUCCCAAGAAUUUAAUAUUCUAAUCUCAGGGCCUUAAGAUAUUCAGGAGUAAGCAGAGAAUAUGCCAAAUAAGUCUUGUGUUUUUUAUUAUUUUUCCUUACUUCUAAUGGAAUAAUAAGAGUUUACAACACAUUGUUGUUCUUUUAUUUUUUUAGUAUUU
Molecule: messenger RNA, 1678 nt
Organism: Euleptes europaea (tarantolino)
Lineage: Eukaryota; Metazoa; Chordata; Lepidosauria; Squamata; Sphaerodactylidae
Gene: PTPN1
Product: protein tyrosine phosphatase non-receptor type 1
Exons: 9
Coding region: 32-1324 (430 amino acids)
Biological process (GO): protein dephosphorylation
Molecular function (GO): protein tyrosine phosphatase activity
Source: RefSeq, a predicted model, not a curated record